AUGGAUGCUUAUUCUAGCUAUAACCAAAUCCUAACGCAUGAGACUGACCAAGAUAAAACUGCUUUUAUUACUUACAAUGGCAAUUUCUGCUAUAAGGUUAUGCCGUUUGGACUAAAAAAUGCAAGUGCUACUUACCAAAGACUUAUGGACAAAAUUUUCAUAAAUCAAAUCGGCCGAAACAUAGAUGUCUAUGUCAAUGACAUGGUGGCAAAAUCAACACAUACGGCAAACCAUGUCAACGAUCUAACAGAGAUACUGCAACAACUUCGAAGGUACAACAUGAAGCUCAACCCAGAAAAAUGCGCCUUCGGAGUGCAGAGUGGAAAAUUCCUCGGCUUCAUGCUAACUUGGCGAGGAAAGAAACAACAUCCGAUAUACUUUGUCAGCAAAACCCUUCAAAACACCGAGGUCCGAUACCCGAAGCUAGAAAAACUGGCUCUAGCUCUUGUCACAACAGCCAGACGCCUGCGACACUACUUCCAAAGCCAUACCAUUGUGGUCAGAACAGAACAACCCUUAAGACAAAUACUGACGAAGCCUGAACUAGCAGGAAGGCUAAUCAAAUGGUCGAUCGAGUUGUCAGAAUACGACAUCCAAUAUGAGUCCAGAGGAGCCAUCAAAUCGCAAGCACUAUCCGACUUCAUUGCAGAACUAACUUUAGAUGAGAAAGAUCCUAAAGACAACAUAUGGACACUAUAUGUCAACGGAGCCUCAAACAGCAAGGGUUCUGGAGCAGGAAUACUCCUCAAGGACGAACACGGAAUAGCAAUAGAACAAUCCCUGCAAUUUACUUUCCAUGCACGUAAUAACCAAGCAGAGUAUGAAGCUCUAAUAGCAGGACUGCGACUGGCUCACACAAUGGGCAUCACACAGCUGAAUGUGAAAUGCGAUUCCCUCCUUGUGGUACAACAGGUAACAGUUAACUUCCAGGUAAAAGAUACAUUACUAGAAAAAUACAAUACCAUUUUCAACAACCUCGUCAACAAUUUUCAAAAAUUCCAUAUAUCCCACACACCCCGCGAACAAAAUGAUAGGGCUGACAUCCUUUCAAAAUUAGCAACAACAAGAAGUCAAAGUACAACACCUAUAUUAUCUCAACUAACACUCAACGAACCUAGUGUUAUGCUAACAACAAUUUCGAGCAUUUCGCGGAAAGAUGACUGGAGAUCACCUUUCAUAACCUAUUUGCAAACAGGUAGCAUACCAAGCAAUGUUCAAAACCAAAGAAAGUUCAAAAGACAAGCAAGUUUCUACACAAUACUCGGAACCGAACUAUACAAAAGAGGAUUUACAAGACCUCUCCUAAGAUGCCUAAACACGGCAGAAGCCAAGCUAGCAAUAGACGAAGUUCACGAAGGCGUCUGUGGAACGCACAUUGGCAGCCGAAGUCUAGCCGCCAAAAUCCUCCGAUCCGGCUACUACUGGCCGAUGUUACAACAAGACUGCAUGAACAAAGUCAAACACUACGAUCACUGCCAACGCGAUGCGCAAAUCAUUCACAACCCAGCCGACCAAUUACAUACAUCCGAGAUAUGCUGGCCAUUCAACAAAUGGGGGCUAGAUAUCAUCGGACCGUUUCCACCCGCUCCAGGCCAGAAGCUUGAAGACUCAAAAGGAGAAUGGGCUGAGCUUAUUCCUGAAGUACUAUGGAGCUAUAACACAACUAAGCAAUCAUCAACAAGGGAAACCCCCUUUAGGCUCGUCUACGGAUGUGAUGCCAUGAUACCCGUCGAGGUAUCUCUACAAAACACCAGAACUACAAACGUCAACAAAAGCGACCACAUCAAAAACAGAAGGACCGAGCUUGACCUCAUCGAAGAAAAUCGAGACAAAUCAGCACUACAUCAAUUAGUUGCUAAACGAGCUAUAACUCGGAAAUACAAUAAGAAGCUCAAACCGAGGACAUUCUCAGAAGAAGACCUCGUUCUCAGAAGGAUAGAAGAUAUACGUAAACCACAAGGGCACGGCAAACUAAGCACCACUUGGGACUACCCAUUCCGGAUCCAAAAAGUGAUCGGUAAAGGAGCAUACAAAAUACAAAAGCUUGAUGGAACAAUCCUACCAAACACUUGGAAUACAUCUUCUUUAAAAAUGUAUUUCAGCUAG
This is a messenger RNA of Arachis ipaensis, 2106 nucleotides long. The record is from RefSeq and is a predicted model, not a curated record. Lineage: Eukaryota; Viridiplantae; Streptophyta; Magnoliopsida; Fabales; Fabaceae.